Lodderomyces beijingensis is the source of this 696-nucleotide messenger RNA. NCBI's taxonomy places the organism in Eukaryota, Fungi, Ascomycota, Pichiomycetes, Serinales, Debaryomycetaceae. The record is from the annotation of a GenBank genome assembly.
AUGGCCGAACCACCAUCCAAAAAAACCCGACUCGAACAAGUCCAGCAUUUCGUCCAAACGAAAUCCCAACUGAAACCCAAGAGGCCAAUCGUAUGGAUCGACUGCGAAAUGACGGGGCUCGAAGUGCUAGGCAACGACCACAUAAUUGAGAUCUGCUGCAUCAUAACCGACGGCGAGCUCAACCCCAUCGAGCCCAUCUACGAAUCAACAAUCUUUUACCCGCAAUCAACACUCGCGCAAAUGAACGAGUGGUGCACCAAGACCCAUACCGAGCUGGGCCUAAUCCAGCGCAUACUCUCGCACCCGCAUCAGACGCUUGCGAAAGUCGAGCUGGAGCUCCUUGAGUUCAUCCAGCGAUACGUCGAUGAGCCGCGCACGGCGAUCAUGGCUGGCAACACCAUCCACAUGGACAAGUUCUUCAUGAUGAAAGAUAUGCCGCGUGUGGUGGACUACUUGCACUAUAGAUUGCUUGACGUCUCCUCCAUUAUGGAGUUUGGCCGAAGGAACGCGCGCGAGUUGAUGGAGUUGGAACCGCGCAAAGCUCAUGCCCAUACUGCCAAGCUGGAUAUACUCGAGAGCAUCGCGCAGUUGAAGUGGUAUCGGCAAAACUACUUCAAGCUGAGCGACGAACGCCGUGCAGUCGUUGAGCUGCUCCAGGCGGAUAAAGGUAACCAGGUUCAAGAGAAGGCACUGUAA